Molecule: messenger RNA, 1862 nt
Organism: Amaranthus tricolor (Joseph's coat)
Lineage: Eukaryota; Viridiplantae; Streptophyta; Magnoliopsida; Caryophyllales; Amaranthaceae
Product: serine carboxypeptidase-like 20
Exons: 14
Coding region: 89-1642 (517 amino acids)
Biological process (GO): secondary metabolic process; proteolysis
Molecular function (GO): acyltransferase activity, transferring groups other than amino-acyl groups; serine-type carboxypeptidase activity
Source: RefSeq, a predicted model, not a curated record
ACAAAAUUCAUUCAUUCAUUCUCCCUCCUUAAAACUCCUCGUUUUCGACGAACUUCUCUCACUAAAACUAAAUUUCUCUUUGGAAGCCAUGAAAAUGAAUCGCCAUAACCAUUUUCAUCCUAAUCAAACAUUAAUUUCAAUGGUUAUUGUUCUAAUUACAUUACUUUCUAAUUAUGGGAAUAUUAUGAAGUUUACUUAUGCUGCUCCUGCUAAUUCUCUGAUUACUCACCUUCCUGGAUUUUCCGGUACUUUCCCUUCUAAGCAUUACUCUGGGUACGUCACAUUAAGUGGGAGUCCAAGUAAUCAAUCACCUCCCAAGAAUUUAUUCUAUUAUUUUGUGGAAUCCGAAAGAAACCCAAUGAAGGAUCCUGUUGUUUUAUGGUUAAAUGGUGGCCCUGGAUGUUCCAGCUUUGAUGGAUUUAUUUAUGAACAUGGACCAUUUGAUUUUCAGGCUGGGAAGACCAAGAAUAGCCUCCCUUUGUUGCAUCUCAAUCCGUAUAGUUGGUCCAAGGUAUCAAAUAUUAUUUAUUUAGAUUCCCCCACGGGAGUAGGGUUGUCUUAUUCGGAAAAUCAAACUAAGUACCAAACUGGUGACUUACAAACAGCUCGUGAUACUCAUUCAUUCCUCUUAAAGUGGUUCAAGCAAUUUCCGGAAUUUAGGAAAAACAAUUUUUACGUAGCUGGGGAAUCAUAUGGUGGGAUUUAUGUUCCAACCCUUGCAGCUCAAAUUGUACAAGGGCUUAAAGCUAAAGUCACACCCACUAUCAAUUUUAAGGGAUAUAUGGUAGGAAAUGGGGUAACAGCAGAACAAAAAUAUGAUUCUAAUGCUUUGUUGCCUUUUAUACAUGGAAUGGCCUUGAUUUCAGAUGAUAUUUACAAGGAGUUUACAAACACUUGUGGAUUAGAGGAGGAGAAUGAUGAAGUUGCUGUAUGCAAGGGAUAUAGAGACAAACUAUUUAAGGCUCUAGAAGGUUUGAAUAUAUAUGAUAUACUAGAGCCAUGCUACCAUAACCCAGGAAAUGAGAACACAAAGAACUUGUACAUACCAAAUAGCUUCAAACAACUAGGGGUUACAGAGAAGUCUCUUCCUAUAAGGAAGAGAAUGUUCGGCCGCGCAUGGCCUCAUUUAAUGGUGGUGAAGGAUGGUCUUGUUCCUUCAUGGCCUGAGCUUAACUCCAUUCAAAAUGAUCGUCGAGUUUCCGUUCCUUGCACUAGUGACGAAGUUGCUUCAGCAUGGUUAAACAAUGAAGCAGUGAGGAAGGCAAUUCAUGCACAACCAGUAAAUAAAAUAGGUGUUUGGUCAUUAUGUAUGUCACUAGUAUUUAAUCAUGAUGCUGGUAGCAUGAUUAAAUACCACAGUAAUCUCACUGCUCAAGGUUAUAAAGCACUGAUUUACAGUGGAGAUCAUGAUUUAUGUGUUCCUUUUACUGGCACUCAAGCAUGGACUAGUUCAUUAGGGUAUCAAAUUGUGGAUGAAUGGAGGCCUUGGAUGUCUAAUAAUCAAGUAGCUGGGUAUCUGCAAGGAUACGAACACAAUCUGACCUUUCUCACUGUCAAGGGAGCAGGACACACGGUUCCAGAGUACAAACCAAGAGAAGCUUUAGAUUUUUAUAGUCGUUGGUUAGAAGGAAAGCCUAUUUGAUUUAAAAAUCAUUUAAACAAUAGAAUUUUUAAUUUAAAGGGAAAAAAAGAGUGAAAAAGGUUUUUGUUUAUGUUUUAUUUUAGAAUUUUGUCUUAAUAGUUUUAUCAUUUUACUUUGUAUAAAAAAACAAGGAGACAUAAAUCCCAUGUUGUUUGCAAAUGUAACUCAUAUUCUGACGUUUUCAAAAAUAGAUGAUGGCCCAUGGGCAAUGUUAAGCCAA